AUGUCUUCCAAAAAACAAACCCUCGCCACCUACAACUGGCAAGAAGCAGACCCACGAUUCGCUCCACUACCUGGGAGAUCUCGCGCAAACCACCCCAUGGCCAAAAUCAUCGUCAUGAAGCACCACGAAAUGCAAAAGUUCAUGGUCCACAAAGAGCUAAUCACUCAACACCAACCUCAACUUUUCGCUAAGAUCCUCAGGGACGUAGGAGAUACGAACUCAUUCACGCUGGUCGAAGAUCCCAAAGUAUUCCUAGGAUUACUGCAAUAUGCAUAUCGCGGUAGAUUUUGGCUUGCCGAAACCGUGCUAAAUAUUGAGGUUUUGUGGGAUAUAUAUAUCUUUGCCGAGAAAAAGGACAUUCAGCCCCUGCUAGAUAUCAUGAUGAAUCGCAUUACCGCCUAUUACUGCCAGACCCGAACUUUUCCUUCGAUGGAUACCAUCGUGCAUGUUUACUCGCAGACGACGUUGGAAGAGUCUGAAUCUGUUGUGCAGAAAGCUUCCGUGGGUCGACGUUUUCUUGCUCGAUGUUACGUCUCUAUUUCGAUCAACUGUAUCUUUGGCGCGAGGUGCGAGGAGAGAAGUGAGCGGGUUGCUUAUGUUCUUCAGCAUACUGAGGGUCUUUUGUCGGAUACUUUGAAUGCCACUCGUGGUCCUGGUGGGCCUUUUGGGACUCAGUGGAAGGUGGAUUUGGAUCCGAGAAAAGUCAAAUCCUGUGAUUAUCAUCAACAUGGAAUUAGGGAAAAGUGUCCUAACAUUCAAGAGACACCUUUCAACAGUGAGACUGAUAAAUGA
This is a messenger RNA of Sclerotinia borealis F-4128, 792 nucleotides long. NCBI's taxonomy places the organism in Eukaryota, Fungi, Ascomycota, Leotiomycetes, Helotiales, Sclerotiniaceae. The record is from the annotation of a GenBank genome assembly.